AUGGAGCUUCAGACGCAGCAGCACUUUUGCCUGCCGUGCCCGCGCCCCUACACCACCUCGUUGGUGUGGAUGUGCCUGGCAUGCGGUGAGCUUGCCCCGUACGAAAGAGCCUCUUAUUACUCGACGAACAACGACCAUGCCAUGUCAGGUGGAUUUGACCUCACCACUGCGCUUAGCGACCGCGAAGCAGCCGCCUACGCUUAUUCGAGCUCCCCUCCGGAGUCGACGCCUCAGCGUUACAGUCACCUACCAUGCGGCCGUGCAGAGUCCAGUUACCGUGCCUCGCACUACACCUCUUCCUCGUCCAGUAGCAGCGGCGUUGCUGCGCCUGCUACAGCCACGACAACUAUAUUGGCGUCCUCACUGCCAACAUUAACACCGCUGCGGCAGGCGCAGCAACACUCCUGCGUGAACGACGCAUCGGACUCGUACUUGUCACAGGCUGCCUCGUCCAAUAACAGGCAGCAGCAUGAGCAGCAGCUUCCGUUGAGCGUGAUGCGCCGUAUCACGAGUGCUACCGUUGAGGAUGUGAUCCAUCGCAAUAGUGUCGGUAGCGUCGGCGAAAGGCGAAAGCGGUGCGAAGGCGCGCUAUUCUCCGCUGAGGUGUUCGACCUUCGCGCAGGUGAGGAAGCCUUCGGCAACGACGAGGUCUCGGCAGGUGGCAGCAACUUGUCAAGCCGCUGUCAACGCGCACCCACAGAGGUCACCGCACCCGACACGCCGCAGCUCUCCACGCCCCUGGGAAACAUCAGAGAUGACGGCAACGUUCCCGCAGCGACUCCGCGUGCACCGGCUGUCGUCUCUCUCCCUCAGCCCUCGGCCGCCUGCCCGGCCCCCUGGAGAGACGCGGACUUCAAUGACGCACAAAGCCUGUCGAGCGCCGGGGCACGCUCUGGGCAGCAGGAAGAGGAUGUGACAUGCUCCCUAACAGCGCUGCUCGCGGAGGAGCAUCUGAUAGGCAGUCGCGAAAUGCGCUUCUGCUGCUGCUGUGGCGAGGUCCGGUGCGCCGAGAUACGAAAGGUGACGGAGCUGCUGCCAGCAAGGGCGACGGUUAGCGCCUCGUACGGGGACGCGGAGAGUGACGAGCCUUUGGACUUUUCAGUUCACGCUGCCGAAAGUGUCUUUCAGCCAUCCGAAGCAGCACAGUGGCGCUCGCCGCCGCCCCAGACAUUUCCAGCCGACCGCCAACAGCAAACACAACCACGGCAAUCAGCGGAGUCGAAUUCUCGCAAGGAGAUCUCCUCUGUCCACCUCGUCGCCCUCUCCCUCGCGCGACUCCUGUUAAAGGUGAAAGCCAUAGCGGUGGCGGCCGUCUACAACCUCCAUCCGCUGUCGCCAGCGCUGCCCAAGGCGUACUUCAGCCGUCAUGGCGAUGGCGACAAUGGUGAGACGGCAGUGGGCGAUGACGAAAAAAGCGUCUCCACCAGUGACUCGGCGCCGCUGUCGGUAAACUCAAUCUCGCGACCCCCACCGCUGCUCCGAAGACGUCGUCG
Molecule: messenger RNA, 1493 nt
Organism: Leishmania braziliensis MHOM/BR/75/M2904
Lineage: Eukaryota; Euglenozoa; Kinetoplastea; Trypanosomatida; Trypanosomatidae
Exons: 1
Source: RefSeq, a predicted model, not a curated record